GCCUGCCCCCGACACAAACGUUACAUUCAGCAGCCCAGAGGAAACGGAAAAGACGAAACACUCGGGCCACACAAUCCCAGACUUCAAACCCAGAACCGUGGAAAGAACUCCGAGUUUCCCCUUGUUUUUUUUUAUAGAACCUCAACUUUGGACGGUUACAUUUUUACGCGCGCGGUUUUACGCACGGCCUGCCCCAGCUGUACGCGUCUGGCACGGCGGUAGAACGCGCUCGGGAGAAGGGGGAAGGCUAUAGACAUGUCACCCCAAACCCCGCAGUCUCCGGUGAGGGCCAACAUCCUCAAGUUCCUCAAGACUUUUCUGGGAAUCCUACGGGUUUUGCAGAUCGUAUUCGGCGCCGGAUUGUGGGUAACCAUCGCUGCGAAUAAAUACGAAGGCUCCAUCCACUUUGUCCUCUUCGUCGCGGUGCUUUUCUGGCUCCUCACGCUCGCUCUCUUCUUCAUCACGCUGUUGGAUAAGCAGGAUUUGGUGCCAGUAGUCGGGGGACAGAGGUGGCUCGGUACGAACUUGGCGCACGAUGUGGCCGCUGCGCUGCUCUACCUCCCGGCCAUCGGAGUCAUGAUCUACAAGACGGAGCGCAACGCCUACUGCAACCUGGACAAGUACCAGCACAUGUGUCUGUACAAGAUCUACCUGACGGCUGCUGUGUUCGCCUGCCUCGCUUGCGUCGCCUACCUCGUGUCCCUGGUGUAUUGCGCGUGCAGGAAAUGCCGAGGAGCGCAGACGGUCAUAUGAGGAGAUGUGGAGAGGGUCUUUACGCGCGGGACUAACCGGAUUUAUAGGGAAUGGAUUGAGGCAGAGAGGAGAGAAGAUGAGGGAUAGUUGAGUUCACUGUAUCUUCUAGGGGGAGGCAUUUCAGGUUUUUGUUCUUUUUUUUGUAACAUAGCAAAAUGGCCCUGUUGUUGUUCUCUUUUGUUUAUUUUGUUUGCUUAGGGUCUGAGAAUGGAAUCAAAAAGAGACACAAGAGGACAAUAGGAGGGCCAUUAAAGGUUAAAGGUUGAAUAGGGUAGUUUCAGCUGAAACUGGAGACAAUAGCUGUUUACAGUGUCAGUGUACAGUAGUUAGCCCCUCCCUUCAAACAGAUAUAAGACAGUGUCCACCAGCAAUCUGACCAGAACUGAAGAAGUGGUUUGGAUGAGCAGCGAAACAUCUUCACUCCUACAACGAUUUGUCCAGUUGAUAGAUUUAAACUUCGUCUUUUGCUAUGGCUCAAACCUGGACGACUGAGGGAUUACACAGACAUUUUUUUUGUAACAGUUUAUAUUUUGCAAUCUGGCUUUUGAAACCAGACCAUCAUGUUGAAAUUUAGUCCAUGCUGUUGUUCUGGACUGGUUUAGACCAUGGUUUAGUCCAUAUUUAAACCGAGACUUGGGGCACGUUCACACUUGCACAUUCAUUAAAUCAAAAUUGUGUCUUAAAUGGGACUAAACCUGGAACUAAACAAGGCUAAACCAGGACUAGAUAACAAGUCUACAUCUGGACCAAACAGGGCUUAGACCUGGUUUAGUCCUGGUCUAGUUGUUGCAUUCCAAAUAACAAUAAACAAAUCCUUCCAGCCAAAACAUUCUAAAACUUAACUGCGUGUUUCAAUGUUCUAAACAAAGUGUCAGCGGUUCUGAAUAACACAUGUGUAACUCUUUGAUAUAGGACCAAUAAUACAAAUCUGACAUUUUUUAGAGUGGAGGAAAUUGCACGGGAAGCAUUAAUUGACCACAUAUGCCUUGAAUUCUUUGUAAAUCCCCAACGAUUUUUACUAUCUAUCCAAAACGGUUAUGUGAUCUGAAGAUGCUGUCAUAAAUAUGUACUACACUCUGGUACUUACAAUAUAGUUUGAUCCAAUUCUUAAGCUAAUUUAUAACUAUGCAAACUAUGUGACCAGCAAAUGUAUUGUUUACUCUUCCUCAUUUUGUACUAAUUUUGUUUUGUUUUUUAAAGGUUCUAUGUUACGCAAAAUUGACUCUUAUGAGCUUUAAGCCAUGUUAUAAUACUGUUAUCUCCUCAAAGUUGGAGUUGUGUUUUGUUUCAUUCACACAUGUUUGAGUAAUCAUUUUUUAUUAGUCUGUCUAUAUCUCCAAAGCUCAAAAUGCACCGGUCCACCUUGUGAUGUCAUUAAGUGGAAGUUUUCAAGUUAACAGCUACAUUUUACCUUUAGUUCAGUAAAGAUUGGGUCUGAAAGCAUCUAAAUGAUUCUACUGAAGCUAGUGGAAUUUGAAAACACAGUGGAGCACUUCCUGUAGCACUUCCUGUACCACAUGACAUCACAAGGUGGAACAAACUGUUUUCCGUUUGAGAGAACUCAGCCUAAAUAUGCAGGGUUUGUAGGUUAAACAUGUGUGAAUGAAACAAAACACAACUCCAGGUCUGUUUGUGACAAGGAAACAACAUUAUAACAUAGAUCAGAGGAUAGUGUAACAUGGGCCCUUUAACUGCGGAUUUUUCAAAGUUUAUGUUUUUAUGUUUUUGUACUGUUUUAUUAUAACAUAGAAAGAAAACGGUAACAUAUUUUUUCUCAUGAAUUUGCAGUGGUGCUAUUGGCUGUAAUUGGAGAUAACAUUAUGUCUAGAGGGCAAGUUUGAACUAAGUAAAGUGUACUUUUGUGGCCCAGACGGAUUACUUUUUUUGGGCAUAAAUGACUGUUAUGAAGUUAUCCAAAUAUACGGUUAUGUUUUGAGUAAAUUCCAAGUGCCUCCUGUCUACAUCCUCUGUCGUAUUACUCAAAAUGAUCGACAAAAUGCUCAUGACGGAAAUAAAUGAAACGAAAGUA
Messenger RNA from Periophthalmus magnuspinnatus, 2782 nucleotides. RefSeq names its product MARVEL domain containing 1 (gene marveld1). Gene Ontology annotation, molecular function: structural constituent of myelin sheath. Lineage: Eukaryota; Metazoa; Chordata; Actinopteri; Gobiiformes; Gobiidae. Gene Ontology annotation, cellular component: membrane. The transcript has a single exon. The coding region runs from base 256 to 753 and encodes 165 amino acids. The record is from RefSeq and is a predicted model, not a curated record. Gene Ontology annotation, biological process: myelination.